Molecule: messenger RNA, 5835 nt
Organism: Jaculus jaculus (lesser Egyptian jerboa)
Lineage: Eukaryota; Metazoa; Chordata; Mammalia; Rodentia; Dipodidae
Gene: Thsd7b
Product: thrombospondin type 1 domain containing 7B
Exons: 28
Coding region: 20-4876 (1618 amino acids)
Biological process (GO): actin cytoskeleton organization
Cellular component (GO): plasma membrane
Source: RefSeq, a predicted model, not a curated record
CUGGGCAAGGAGCUGAACAAUGGGAAGAAUGUUUCUGAAGAGCAAUCUGACUGUAUGCUGCAUCUGCAGGAGCAUGAAGAAGCUCUUUCUACUGUUCUCUCUCCUGCUGUCCUAUGCAGCUAAUUUGGAAGGCCAAAAGGACAAUCAGUUCAUCUGGAAACCAGGUCCCUGGGGAAAGUGUGCAGGAGACUGCGGGCCAGGAGGAUCUCAAAGCCGAGCUGUGUGGUGCUUCCACGCUGAAGGGUGGACAAGUCCUUUGUCUAACUGUGAGGAGAGCAGCAGGCCUCCAAAGGAAAGAAGCUGUUUCCGAGUGUGUGACUGGCACAGCGAGUUCUUUCAGUGGGAAGUCUCUGACUGGCACCACUGUGUGCUUCUCCCUGAUGCCCAGGACGAUUUCAGCCCUGGAGCUACGGAGUGUGUGACCGCCCAGCAUGGGCUGCAGCACCGGACCGUGCGCUGUCUGCAAAAAUUGAACAGAACCUUGGUGGCAAGCGAGAUCUGCGAACACUUUGCUCCUCAGCCUCCCACAGAGCAAGCCUGCCUCACCCCUUGCCCUCGUGAUUGUGUCGUAUCUGAGUUCUCCCCAUGGUCCAAGUGUAGCAAGAGAUGUGGAAAGACAUUACAGCACAGAACUCGGGUGGUCAUUGCACCUCCUCUCUAUGGAGGCUUGCAGUGUCCAAAUCUAACUGAGUCCAGAGCUUGUGAGGCUCCCUCAAACUGUCCUCUGGGGGAAGAAGAAUACACCUUCAGCCUUAAGGUUGGGCCAUGGAGUAAAUGUCGACUCCCUCAUCUUAAAGAGAUUAACUUCAGUGGAAGAACUGGUCUGGAUUUUAGUUCUGAUUCAAAUGAGCACGUGGUCCUUACACAUCAGAGCUACAAAGCUCGUCACCACUUCCAGCUUGUGAGUGUAGAAAUUGGGUUCCAAACCCGCCAGGUGUGGUGUACACGAAGUGAUGGCAAAAAUGUUCUACAAAGCCUUUGCAUGCAAGAUUCUUUCCCACUGAUGGCCCAGCCCUGUAUCAUGCCAAAGGACUGUGAAACCUCAGAGUGGUCCUCGUGGAGUCCCUGCUCCAAGACCUGCCGUUCUGAGAGUCUUUCACCUGGAGUUAGGAGAAGGACCCGGAAUGUGAAUCACAUUGCUAUUGGGGGUGGGCAGGAGUGCCCCGAACUCCUUGAGAAAGAGGCCUGCAUUGCUGAAGGAGAGCACCCACAACCAUGUCCCAGGUAUGCCUGGAGAACCUCAGAAUGGACAGAAUGCCACACCUCUCUUCUGCUGAAGCAGCAUGAUCCCCAUUGGCAUGAGAAAAGACCAGUUUGUGGUGGUGGGAUCCAGACCCGGAAGGUAUACUGUGCCCAGAGCCUACCAGCAGCCUCCACACAGGGAGCCAAGGAAGUUUCUAGACCUGUGGAAAGCACAUUAUGUUUGGGACCUGCCCCCUCUGCUUCCCAGCUUUGCAAUGUCCUUUGCUCUAUGGACUGCAUUUUAUCUUCCUGGUCAGCCUGGAGCCCAUGCAGCCAUGAAAACUGCCAAGAUCCACAGGGGAGGAAAGGAUUUAAAAUGAGACAGCGCCAUGUGCUCAUGGAAUCCACAGGGCCCACAGGGCAGUGCCCUCAUUUGGUAGAAGCUGUUCCUUGUGAGGAUCCGAUGUGCCACCGAUGGUUGGUGUCAGAAGGGAUCUGUAUUCCUGAUCAUGGAAAAUGUGGCAUGGGACAUCGCAUCCUGAAGGCCAUCUGUCAAGAUCAUCAAGUUAUCUUGAACUGGUUGAUUACAGGAGAAGCUGUGUCAGGGAGCCUCUGCCCCAUGCCUCCUCCUCCAGAGCGGGUAGCUUGUGAACUUCCCUGUCGAAUGGAUUGUGCUGUCAGCGAGUGGACAGUGUGGUCACCUUGUUCCCAGUCCUGUUCAAACAAAAACUCUGAAGGAAAACAGAGCAGAUCAAGAUCCAUCCUGGCUCUGGGUGGAGAAGGUGGAAAACCAUGUCCUCCUGUUCAGGCACUCCAAGAAUACCGUUUAUGCAAUGACCAUUCCUGUAUGCAGCUCUACUGGGAGACAACACCUUGGGGUCCCUGUGCUGAAAAUACACUCAUAACUGCCCUUAAUGCAACUAUUGGCUGGAAUGGACAAGCUACCUGUGGUGUGGGCAUCCAGACACGGAGGGCAUUCUGUGUCAGGAGUAAUUUGGGACAAGUAAUGGCCAAAAGAUGUCCAGAUUCAACAAGGCCUGAAACUAUUCAAUCCUGCUUUCUCCCAUGCAAAAAAAACUGUGUUGUGACUGCAUUCAGUGAGUGGACACCUUGUCCCAGGUUGUGCCAACCAGGAAAUGCCACAAUAAAGCAGUCUCGAUAUAGAAUUAUAAUCCAAGCAGCAGCCAAUGGAGGUCAAGCAUGUCCUGAUACCUUAUUUGAAGAGAGAGAGUGUGAAGAUGUCUCAUUGUGUCCUAUAUAUCGGUGGAAGCCACAGAAAUGGAGUCCUUGUAUCUUAGUGCCUGAAUCCAUCAGGCAGGGACUAAUGGGAAUAAGUGAGCCUUGUGGGAAGGGGUUACAAACAAGAGCUGUCUCAUGUAUCUCUGAUGAUAACCAGUCAGCAGAAAUGACGGAGUGCUUCAAGCAGACAAAUGGCAUCCCUCCUCUUGUUCAGGAGUGCACUGUGCCCUGUCGUGAAGACUGUACCUUUACUCCUUGGUCCAAGUUUACACCCUGCUCCAAGAACUGUGAAGCAACCCGAAGUAGGCGACGACAGCUCACAGGGAAAAGCAGAAAGAAGGAGAGGUGCCAGGAUGCUAACCUGUACCCUCUUCUGGAAAUGGAACCUUGUCCGUGUGAUGUGUUCAUAUCACAACCUCAAGGAAACUGGUCAGACUGUAUUCUUCCAGAAGGCAAAAGGGAGCCUCAGCGAGAACUGCAGGUACAAGGAGAAGAGAAAGAAUGUGGAGAAGGUGUGCGUUUUCAAGCAAUCAUGUGCUCUGAUAAAAAUGGAAGACCUGUUGACCCUUCACACUGCAGCACCUCUGGUUAUAUUCAGGAAAAAUGUGUCAUCCCAUGCCCAUUUGAUUGCAAGUUAAGUGACUGGUCCAGCUGGGGUUCUUGCAGUUCAUCUUGUGGGAUUGGAGUAAGAAUUCGAUCUAAAUGGCUCAAGGAAAAACCUUACAAUGGAGGUCGACCAUGUCCCAAACUGGAUCUCAAGAACCAGGCUCAGGUUCAUGAAGCUGUCCCAUGUUAUAAUGAGUGCAAUCAAUAUACCUGGGUUGUAGAACACUGGUCCCCAUGCAAAAUUAACAAUGAACUGAGAUCUCCACGAUGUGGAAGAGGAACACAGUCUAGGAAAAUCAGGUGUGUAAAUACUGCUGGCAAUGAAGGUGAAGCAGUGAAUAUGAGCCUGUGUACCCAAGAUGACACUCCCUCAGAAACCCAAGCCUGCUCUCUCCUGUGUCCCAAUGAAUGUGUCAUGUCUGAGUGGGGAGCAUGGAGCAAAUGCCCACAGUCAUGUGAUCCUUACACAAUGCAGAGAAGGUCACGUCAUCUGCUGCGACCAUCACUGAGCUCAAGGACUUGUGCUGAAGAUUCACAGUUGCGACCCUGUCUCCUUAAUGAAAAUUGCUUCCAGUUCCAGUACAAUCUGACAGAGUGGAGCACAUGUCAACUGAGUGAAAAUGUGUCCUGUGGCCAAGGUGUGAGGACCCGUCUGCUGAGCUGUGUGCGUAGUGAUGGCAAGCCAGUCAGCAUGGACCACUGUGAGAAGCAUAAUCUGGAGAAGCCCAAGAGAAUGAGCAUCCCCUGCCUGGUGGACUGUGUGGUCAACUGUCAGAUCUCAGGAUGGACAACUUGGACAGGCUGUUCACAGACAUGUGGCCAAGGAGGUCAAAUGAGCCGCAGUCGAUUUGUCAUUAUGCCAACGCAAGGAGAAGGACGGCCCUGCCCCACAGAGCUAACCCAACAGAAAACCUGCCCAAUAACCCCCUGCUACAGAUGGCUCCUUGGCAACUGGUCUGCAUGUAAAUUAGAGGGUGGAGAGUGUGGGGAAGGAAUUCAGGUACGCAGCUAUUCCUGUGUGGUCCACAAUGGCUCUACCUCUCACAUAGCUGUCCAUGUGGAGGAUGCCCUAUGUGGUACGAUGCCUUUUCAAGACGGCAUCUUGAAACAGUCAUGCUCUGUGCCAUGCCAAGGAGAUUGCCACAUAACUGCAUGGUCAGAGUGGAGUAAGUGUGAAUUAACUUGCAUUGAUGGGAGAAUCUUUGAGACCACAGGCCGUCAAUCUAGAUCAAGAACAUUUAUAAUUCAGUCAUUUGAGAACCAAGACAGCUGCCCUCAACAGGUUCUAGAAACACGUCCUUGUACAGGUGGCAAAUGUUAUCACUAUGUGUGGAAAGCAAGUCUUUGGAACAAUAAUGAACGAACUGUCUGGUGCCAACGUUCAGAUGGCAUUAAUGUCACAGGAGGCUGCUCCCCUCAGGCACGCCCUGCUGCUAUUAGACAAUGUGUCCCAGCCUGCAGAAAACCUUUCUCCUACUGCACACAGAGUGGAGUUUGUGGCUGUGAGAAGGGAUACACUGAGAUAAUGAGAUCCAAUGGCUUCCUGGAUUAUUGCAUGAAAGUACCUGGUUCAGAGGAUAAAAAAGCUGACGUGAAAAAUCUUUCUGGGAAAAAUAGACCUGUAAAUUCCAAAAUACAUGAUAUUUUUAAAGGAUGGUCUCGUCAACUACUUGAUACAGAUGGCCGAGUAAAAAUUUGGGUUUAUGGCGUUUCAGGUGGCAGUUUUCUUAUCAUGAUUUUCUUAGUAUUCACUUCCUAUCUUGUUUGCAAGAAGCCAAAACCACAUCAAAGCACACCUCCCCAACAGAAGCCUCUGACUUUGGCCUAUGAUGGAGACUUAGACAUGUAACUUGAAAAUGAAAUCGAAAUGUAGACAUCAACUGCAACUGCCUUAACCACUUUCUCUUUUGUAGCUCUCAGACUUCUCAGUUUUUUGAGGAAUCUCAUGAUGUGAUAUAUUGGGCAGAAUACAAAUAUUGCAGAAGUAAUAUUGCCCUAACUUCAUUUGGACAUGGAGUCAAGGACUACUAGGUCUGUCAUUUUGUUUUCAAGUUGUUUGUUGGUACGAAAUGUUUUGUCCUUUGGUUUCCCAGGGGUACUGAAAACCCUUCUUUUCCUGUUUGAAAAUGGGAGGAAGAAUGGUGAAGGAAUUCUCACAGACUUGAAUAUACUUGAUCUUCAGCAGCACAUUGACAAUCUGGAGGAAAGUCCAAUCAAGGCAUUUACUGCAAAUGAUGAGUCUGACACUGUAUUGUUAUGCACUAUAUUAGUGCAAAGUCUUUAUUCUUCCCAUACUUCAACAUGAGUUUUCUAGAGUCUACAUUGGUUCAAAAACUUUCAAAUUGGAUUGCCUAUUUUCAUGACUAUAAAGAGAAUGGGAUUCCAUUUCAGAAGUUCUCUGAGUUUUUUAAUCUUUAAAUUUUGUGUUUUUAUUUUGUAGCCAGGGUGUGAUGGCACUUUGCAGGUUGUAUCUGUUGAAUAGUGUGUGCAUAAUUGCUGAACAAGGGGAAAGAUAGGUAGCUUCUGAGAGAAAUGUGUCCUGUUACAAAUAAAAUAGGUGGUUAUAAUGGAGAAUGGGGUAGAAUAUUUGUUUAUUAAAAGUGUAUUUCAACAAAAACAGCUAUGUCAAUAUAGCAUUGAUCACACACAGUUAUAAUUCAGUUUAAUGGUAACAAAAUCUGCUUUUGUAAUUUCAAUUUUAUGAUCUGAAUAUUUAUAAAUUCUUUUUUAUUUAAUUAUCUGACCUUAUUUAAUAUGCAUUGAACACUAAGCCUAUUUGUAGAAAGUCUUGUUUUUAUAAGUUUUCAA